AGUCGCACGGCGUUUUUGCCGCAUCCUCAGCCGCUGUUGCCGGUGAGGGGAGGGGAGGUGAGAGAAGGGAAGGGGCGUCUGCGGGCUGGCCGGACCUGGCCGGCGGUGCUAGGGAAGGAGGCGGGACCGGGGUCCCGGGCCGGCUCAGCGGGAGCCCAGAGAGAAGCCAGCGGCCUCAGCACUUUGCCUUCCCCCAGCUCGGGCCGAGCAGCCGCGGGAAGCCGCCCCGCGCCCCCCGAGACCGAGACCCGGGCCCCGCCACAGCCCGGCCGGCCGGGCCAAUGCUCGACUUGGAGGUGGUGCCCGAGCGAUCGCUGGGCAAUGAGCAAUGGGAGCUCACGCUGGGGAUGCCAUUGGCUCAGGCUGUAGCAAUUCUUCAGAAAUAUUGUCGUAUCAUUAAAAACGUCCAGGUUCUCUACAGUGAACAGGCCCCUCUUAGUCAUGACCUCAUCCUUAACCUGACUCAGGAUGGAAUCAAACUGUUGUUUGAUGCUUUUAAUCAGCGGCUAAAGGUAAUUGAAGUUUAUGACUUGACUAAAGUGAAGUUAAAAUAUUGUGGUGUCCAUUUUAACUCUCAGGCAAUAGCUCCAACCAUUGAACAGAUUGAUCAGUCCUUUGGAGCAACCCAUCCAGGAGUGUACAACUCGGCUGAACAACUUUUCCACCUCAACUUUAGAGGAUUAUCAUUCUCUUUUCAGUUAGACUCAUGGACCGAGGCUCCAAAAUAUGAGCCUAAUUUUGCCCAUGGCCUGGCUUCUCUUCAGAUUCCCCAUGGAGCAACUGUGAAACGCAUGUAUAUCUAUAAUGGAAAUAGCUUGCAGGAUACCAGGGCCCCAGGUAUGCCCCUCAGCUGCUUCCAGGGAAAUGUAUAUGCAGAAAGUGUGGAUGUUUUGAGAGAUGGAACUGGACCCUCAGGUUUACGACUCCGCCUCCUUGCUGCAGGUUGUGGCCCAGGAGUAUUAGCGGAUGCCAAGAUGCGAGUGUUUGAACGUUCAGUGUACUUUGGAGAUUCAUGCCAAGAUGUUCUAAGUACAUUGGGCUCUCCACACAAGGUUUUUUAUAAGUCAGAGGACAAGAUGAAGAUUCAUUCUCCUUCUCCUCAUAAACAAGUUCCAUCAAAGUGUAAUGACUACUUCUUCAACUAUUUCACACUUGGGGUGGAUAUUCUCUUUGAUGCAAAUACACACAAAGUGAAGAAAUUUGUCCUUCAUACCAAUUACCCUGGGCAUUAUAACUUCAACAUCUAUCACCGUUGUGAGUUCAAGAUUCCUCUCACCAUCAAGAGAGAAAGUGCUGAUUGCCAGACUGAGACCUGCACAACCUAUAGCAAGUGGGAUAAUAUCCAGGACCUCCUUGGGCAUCCUGUGGAGAAGCCUGUAGUGCUUCACAGGUCAUCUUCACCAAAUAACACAAACCCAUUUGGGUCAACGUUUUGUUUUGGACUACAAAGAAUGAUCUUUGAGGUCAUGCAGAACAACCACAUAGCGUCAGUGACCCUGUAUGGCCCGCCUAAGCCCAGCGCACACAUGAGGACAGCGGAGCUCCCAUGAAGGACACCUCCUCCUCAGCUCUCCCCAGGCCUGACCGUACAGCGUGCCUUGACUUGCUGCCCCUUGUGGAGAAGGGAACACUGAGGGGGUUUUUCUUUCUUUUGACCCUCCUAGUGGCAGCGCAGAGCGGGUAGCCCCCAACUCUUCCCUGCAACGUGGAAGCCGUGGUAAAGGAACUGAAGCUAGUGGUAGGAGGACUUGGCCCAAUCAGCCCAGCCUCCAGGGGCUGAUUUCUUCUUCUUCCCUGGCAGGAAGGUGAUAGGGUGGGGUGGGCAGGGGGGCACAACUGCUGAGGGCACAAAGUGACUGCAAAGAUUUAGAAGCACAAACUCUGAACUCUGAAGCAUCUGGACACAGGUAUCAAUUAGUCUGUGCGUUUGUGUUGCCGUGUUGAUGUAGUAGUCACAUUUAAGAAAGCAAAGUUAUAUCUACUUAUACAUAAAAUCCUAUAUCUACAUAGAGAGAACAUACACGGUCAUCCUGGGGCCCCAGGGGACAAAUGUGCAUAUAUGUCCUGACCUGUGGCACCGUGUGAAUCUCUGUGUAACUUUCAAACUACAAGCAAGUCGCAUGUGCGUAUUACUUGAUUGUGACAUUUGCACUACAUCCACUUUAAUGACUUGAUAACUAACUGCAUUAACCUUGAAGAGGUUCUUCUGUGGCCUGAACUGGCUGGUGGCCAGGUUAGGAUUCCACUUAGAUGCGCUUUAAAACUUAGAUAGAAACACAUCUUGAAGAGCAAGUGAUCCCAUUCUGUUUCCAUUCCUCCCUUCCCAUGAAACUAUCAUUGCCAGAAUGGUCCAUCUUUUCCGUUGUUUUCCUUUUCUCUUUCAGUGUAAGCCAACCCUGGCCCAGGACAGAGUCUCCUCAAUGGUUCUAGGACCACUUAGGACCCCAGAGCUUGAGCCCCUGCUGUCAAGGAGGGGAAAGCAGAGGAAUGAGGAGCUGCCCUCUCCUGGCAUGUUUUCAUCCCUCCAUUCCCUCUGCAUUUUUUAUUUCACGCCAAAGUUUUCGCCAAAGACAUCCUUUCCCUCUGUUACAUUUCAGCAUUCUGUACAGUUUGUUCCCCCUAAGCCCGUCUGAAAAGGCCUCUAACCCGAAGACACUGACAUACUCUUCCAGCUGGCCCGGGGAGUUGGAACCCCCUAUACAGGUCUCUUUGGGGAAAGUAGAGUCUCUAAAAAUAAUUAACCCUUUUUAGGAGAGAGGAAAAAAAAACAAAUUGACAAGAAAUGUAUAAUUUUAUCCCAUUUUUAAUAUUUUGAUGUAGCAACUUGUGAUACAUAGACAACAAUUUUGUGAGGUUUUUCAAAUGUGUGUACAGAUUUUUGUAAAUAAGACAUUUUUUGUAACUUUAACUCAUGUACAGUAUAAUCCUAAAUAGUUUACUGAUGAAUGAGAUAGUAGACUGGAACCUAAUGUUUUUGGAUCCAGGAGCAGGGGAAAAGUGUGCAUGUGCGUGCGUGUGUGUGUGCGUGUGUGAGUGUGUGCUUAUGGGAUUCCUGUUACUUUGUCAUCUUCCUAUGGGCUGUGACAUUCUAGACUGUCUGACUGAAACCACAAUUGGGAAUCUACCUGCCAAGGGCCAAGGAAAUAAAGGACUAUUAGGAGCUACCUCUCUUGAAGGUGACCCCUUGCCUGAUUCCCUGCCUGCUGGCUCUCCCUGCUAUCCCUCCUCGCCUUUAAUCGCCUUGGUUCUGUAGCCCUUGUACAUUCCCCAGAGAUAUGUGUGUCCUGAAAGGCUAAUAAAGCGGGGCUCUCCCUUGGGCACUGGCUGGUGCACAGCACAGUGACUAGGUAUCAUUGCUUCUUGGUCAUGUCCUUUUGGUGCUUUCUGGGAAUGGAACCACAGAGGUCCCCUGGGAGCCUUUGACAUGGGAGGUCAGAUUCUUGUACCUGCCAGAAACUUAGCUCAGUUGGGAGUCUGGCUACCUCUCCCUGUGGCCAUAGCAUUUGAACCAGUGUCUUCGGGUGCAUAAAGGUCAGGGAAUACCCAAGAUGGGUAUUCCCUUCCUGUCAAUGUGGAAGGGCCCAGAAAUGUGAUGCUGCUUUUUCAAGGGUCUUUCCUUGUCUCUUAGCUGUGAAAUGUUCCUGUGCUCCACCGUCAUUACUUUAUCACCAGGUGGGAAAUAGUUAUGUUCCUCAAGCUUCCAGCAAGCCUAGCUGCUUGCUGUGGGGGAACUUGUCUGUUCUCAGCUUCUCACACCAUAGAUUAUGUCAGACUUCAAAUCAGCCCACCCACCUCCCAGCUUCUUGGCUCCUAUAAAGGACUGAACUAGGCCAGCUUCUUCCUUCCAAACUAGACCUUACCCCAGUCACAGUUAUUGUUGCCAAGCUCUCGUCCUGGAGCCCAGAUCACCAGUGGCUUUUCAUAGUGAGUAGAACUCACCCAAAGUUGACCCUGUACCCACCUCUUUGUCCUGUUCCAAGUAUCCACACUCUUAAGUCUA
Molecule: messenger RNA, 4000 nt
Organism: Sarcophilus harrisii (Tasmanian devil)
Lineage: Eukaryota; Metazoa; Chordata; Mammalia; Dasyuromorphia; Dasyuridae
Gene: PHAF1
Product: chromosome 2 C16orf70 homolog
Exons: 16
Coding region: 282-1550 (422 amino acids)
Biological process (GO): Golgi to plasma membrane protein transport
Cellular component (GO): synaptic vesicle membrane; dendrite; trans-Golgi network
Source: RefSeq, a predicted model, not a curated record